GACAGUAUGUUAUAAUGUGUUGUGAAGACGGGUGCGGUGCCAAACUGGAAAGUGAUACUUCAUGUGCGUUAUUUGACGCGAACAGAGUCAGAUGUUCAUGGACCACACCGUUACACUGUACUGAGAAGCAGCUAAGCAGGAGACGCCAGGAUUAUGAUUUCUUUACCAAUUAAUUCGUAAUUAAUUUGAUUACUGUUAUGAGAACAGUCAAACUUGUUCUCAUUCAUCCAUAAUAUCCAUGCAUUGGCAAAUGGUGACAGAUAAUUGCUGAAGACGUUGACAGGGUGUCAAUCCAUUGGCUGAAUAUUGACCAGGUGCCGUCAACAGAGAAAAGGCAGUGAAGUACAGUACCCUCCAUAAUUAUUGGGAAAGUGAAGCUUUUUCCUUCUUAUGUCUCUAAAAAGGUUGGAUUUGAAACCAAACAAUGACUAUGAGGUUAACAUUCAGACAGUCAGCUUUCAUUUGAGGGCAUUUUCAUUCAUAUCAGGUGAUCCAUUUAGAAAUUACAGCACUUUCAAUACAUAGUCCCCCCAUUUUAGGGUAGCAAAACUAUUGGGACAAAUUCACUUAUAAAGUAGUAAAAAUAUAAUAUUUGGUCACAUAUAUUCCUAACACACAAUGACUGCGUCAAGCUUGUGACUCUACACAUUUGUUGGAUGCAUUUGCUGUUGGUUGUGCUUCUGAUUAUUUUGUGCCCAAUAGAAAUGAAUGGUAAAUAAUGUAUUGUGUCAUUUUGGAGUCACUUUUAUUGUAAAUAAGAAUAACAUAUGCUUCUAAACACUUCUACAUUAAUGUGUAUGCUACCAUGAUUAUGGAUCAUCCUGAAUUAAUCUUCAAAUAUGAUGAGUGAGAAAGGUACAGAUGCACCAUACCCCCAAUACAUGAUAACUGCUCAAGAGUACAAUAACAGGGUUAGCAUUUUUUAGGGAGUGUGAUAUUUGUGCAUAUUUGUGCAUCUCUCACUCAUCAUUAUUUGCGAUUUAUCAGGACUAUCCGUAAUCAUGGUAGCAUCCACAUUGAUGUAGAAGUGUUUAGAAACAUAUUCUAUUCUUCUUUACAAUAUAAGUGACUCCAAAAUGACACAAUACCUUACUUGAUUUCUCUCAAUAAAGUAAACACAAUAAAUUGCACACUGCUACCACUGCAAUGAUGAACUAUUUAUUGACUGUUGCACUGUGGGAGCCUGGUACUCCUGGUUCCUUAUUUGAAUGACCAUUUACCGUAGUCCAGUGGUACACUGCACAAUUUAAAGUAAAUAAUAUAUAUAUUUUGUAAGCACUGACUUAUAAGUCUGAUGCUCUGAAGUGUAGACCUACUAGAUAAAAGCUCUGUAUACGUAUUCACUUUGGUCAUGACUCAGUUGCUCCGUAAAAUCUACGUUUUAAAUGUCAUUUGUUUUGGAGUGUUGUUUAUUAACGUGUCGUGAAGAUAAAUGUUUUGGAGCUCUGUCAAAGCCAUUCAACCAUCCUUUCUGUCACAUGUUGAUCCUCAGACUGGACCAGGACUUGAUAAUGCCAGGCAAUGGGAGUUCCGAGGCGGGAUGCAGCAAGACAGCAACAGGCAGCUACUCCAACACCACCUGUGGCCAGAGGGAGCUGUCCGUCACCGCCUCUGUCAUUUCCAUGACCGUGGGCAUCUUCUCCAACAUCCUGGCUCUCUGCAUCCUGGUCAACGCCUACCGUCGCUUCCGCCUCAAGACCAAGGCCUCCUUCCUGCUGUUCGCCAGCGGCCUGGUGGGCACCGAUCUCCUGGGCCACCUCAUUAACGGCUCCCUGGUGCUAUAUGUCUACGCUUGUAACAAGGAGUGGGAAGCCUUUGACCCACACCACAUCCUGUGCAGUCUCUUUGGGGUGUCCAUGGUGUUUUUCGGUCUGAGCCCCCUACUCCUGGGUAGCCUAAUGGCGGUGGAACGCUGCAUUGGUGUCACCAGGCCCCUGUUCCACUCCACAGCCCUUGCCGCCCACCACAUGAAGAGGCUGCUGGGGCUGACCUGGCUCUUAGCUGCCCUGGUGGCUCUACUACCUGUGCUGCUGUGGAGGCCCUACCAGGUGCAGCGCUCCCAGAGCUGGUGUUUCUUCCGCAUGGAGGGGCCCCGCAACUGGCUGGACGUGGUGCUCCCGCUGAUCUUCUCUACACUGGGCCUCCUGGCUCUGCUGGUGUCCAUUGUGUGCAACACACUGACCAGCUGCACCCUACUGCAGUCCAAGCUGCGCUGCCACCGCCAAUGUCGCCGCAAGGACACCUCCCACCACUUUGAGAUGAUCUGCCAGCUCAUGACCAUCAUGCUUGUGUCCUGUGUGUGCUGGGGCCCUUUACUGGUUAACGUCAUCAUACUGAGCACCCAGGUCCAGGGCGAGCGUGCGUUUGCCCGCCUGCUGCUGGCAGUCCGCAUGGCCACCUGGAACCAGAUCCUGGACCCCUGGGUCUACAUCCUCCUGAGGAAGGCCAUCCUCAAGAGGCUCUUCCUGCUGGUGCACAGCUGCUGGUGCAUCAAGUCCCACUCCCACCCCCUCAACCGGUGGAAGUGCAGCCCAGUGAAAGGCUCUGGGGAGACCAGCGGCAGCUCCAUCAGCACUAAACCAGAAUUCUUCUGUUUGGAUGGAAGUGUUGGAGGCCUACCAGACACAAUAAUUAAGCCCAUCACCUGAACCCCUGGAUGGGGCAUCUGAUCUGAGAGACCCUGGGUCCCAGGUGGAGUGUUUGCAGGCAGCACCUGUAGCACAUUGAUGUAUAGUUGGAGUAGGCGAUAAGCUAAGGAACCAGAUAAGGUUUGUUUUAGGAAGAGCAUAUGAAGGAUCAUUCAAUGUAUUAUAAACUGGGUAGUUUGAGCCCUGAAUGCUGAUUGGAUGACAGCCUUGGUAUAUCAGACCGUAUACCACGGGUAUGACAAAACUUUCAUUUUUAUUGCUCUAAUUACGCUGGUAACUAGUUUAUAAUAGCAAUAAGGCACCUCGAGGGUUUGUGGUAUAUGGCCAAUAUACCACGGCUAAGGGCUGUGCCCAGGCACUCCACAUUGCAUCUUGCCUAAGAAGAGCCCUUAGCCGUGGUAUAUUGGCCAUAUACCACACACUUCCUCGGGCCUUAUCGCUUAAUUGUACACUCAUGAGCCGUACAGACACUGGUAAUAGGUGUGUUGGUCAUAAUUGACAGUGACACACAAGACUAAGAUGAACCCUGGAGUUAGUUAUCCCCAGUUACUGAUAUUUCUGUCUAACCUGUAACUGACCUUGAAAGGAUGAACUCUGCAAUCAGCACUAGAUGUCAAUGUUGUCUUCUUGAGUCUUCUCUGUGACAGUAGCUAUGGCAUAUAAACCCAGCUGCUCAGAACUAAAGACAUCUGUAGCUCUGGAGUUCCUCACAGCGCUCAAAGAUUGUGCAGAAUGACAUGAUUGUUUUCAGCUCCCCAUCAUUCAGUGAGUGAGUGCCAGGCAAUCUGAAUUAUCACCUCAGCAGGUGAUCCUCCGGUAAAAUGAAUUGUUCUCUUGUUUCACUAUCUUCUGGAGUCCCAAUAUGGCAGUUAUGACAUAAUUUCCACGUAGAAUGAUUUGUUUUGGAUUCUGAAGAGACUCUUCUGGCUGGCCCGUCUGAUGAAGUUGCUUUUGUGUUUGGCAGAUGGUUGGUAUAUCUCUUUGACCUUCUGCGGUGCUAUGGACUGAUGAAAAAUGAGUUUUUGACACAUUUUAUAUUUGUCUGUCCAUGUUGUUUCUGUAUUAAAACAUUUUCUGAAGUCAUUCUCUCAUCAUGGGUGUUUACAGCACAGUAACUCAGUUAAGCUCAUCUGAUGAGUUGAUCACCUCUAUCCUUUCAGUGGUUUUAAAAUGACUCAGCAUGAUCAUUUUAAUUUAACAGUGCUUUCUUAUAUGAUAUACUGUGUGUUGAUGUAACAUGACGUAUCUAUGGAAUAUGUAUACAGGUCCUUAUAAACCAUUUACUAAUCAUAAGUUACAUCUUUUUGCAUGGCCUCAUCUAAAAUAAAAUGUGAGCUAUGUAUGCUUUAGAAAUACUUUAUAAAUGUUUUGAGUGACCAGUGUAAUUUCUCACAAAAAUAUGAACAUGCCAUUGGUAGACAUUCCAGCAGUACCUGAUGCUCCUUAAGGUCUCAAAAUGGCCCCUAAAACAUAUCAAUGGUUAAAGAAUAAGGAAAUAUAUUUACAUUUUAUUCACAACUGUUGUGAAACAAGUGUUAGAAGGGCUUGAGGAAGAGCUGUAUAAUGUGAAUGUUCUGCUAAUAUUGUGAACCUGGAGAAUAUGAACUGAUCAUAAAACAUGGAGAUGUAGACUACACACAACGGCUGGCCGGACCAGACAGUUUUCCCCUAGUGGAUUUGUAUGAAUUAUUACUGAUAUGUGAUUGAGGUAUACAUGCUACAUGUAUGAUUUGCAGGUAGAAAUUGUAUAUGUAUAAACUUUAAAUGCUUCCAGUGCUUCAGUCUUUUAACUGCAGACUAUUUUCUCACAUGGCUUUGUUUGGUGUCUCCUCUAAUGGACCUUUAAAUAUAGUAACUCUCUAAACGUAGGGUAGCAUGGGGUAACUAGCUCUCCGGGGCUAGUUUAGUUACUAGUAACUAGUUAUCAACUAGCACUCAGUUAUCAUAUUAAAAAUGGCUAACAUUUGCCUCCACCCUAUGGCAAAAUUGCAGAACUGCAGGAAAUUAACUUUAAAACAUAACUUUGAAGGGGGGGUGGAUGUGGGUACGCAGACCAGAGAAACCACUGCUGCCCCUCGUGAUGAGUUCCGUUUUUUGUGGCCCCCACCCCCAUCAAAGUUGCCCAUCCCUGAUCUCCACUGAUUGAAGUGGGUUUAAAAGGUGACAUCAAUAAGGGAUCAUAGCUUUCACCUUGAUUCACCUGUGUCAUGGAAAGAGCAGGUGUUCCUAAUGUUUUGUACACUCAGUGUAUACUAGAUUACUAGCAUUUACAAUGUGGGAGGAAAGGUUAGGAAAUGGUGAUUAAACUAUUUAUUAAGCCAGAAUACAUGCUAUAUUACGUGGAGUUAUUAUAAUGUAAAGUGCUACUAUUUGUUUUUAUUGCCGAAACAGAACAAAGAGAACUAUAUUGUGUCUAUGUCAACCAUCAUGCCAACAAUAUGCAUGCCAAAGACCUGCAAGAGUGAAAAACGAUGAUGUAUGUAAAUUAAAACACAUUGAUAUUGUAUUGUUGUAUCGUAAGCACAUCAUUUUAACCUCCAUA
Messenger RNA from Oncorhynchus keta (chum salmon), 5190 nucleotides. It is a transcript of the gene ptgfr, whose product is annotated as prostaglandin F receptor (FP). Gene Ontology annotation, cellular component: plasma membrane. Bases 1386 to 2648 code for a protein of 420 amino acids. Gene Ontology annotation, biological process: positive regulation of cytosolic calcium ion concentration; adenylate cyclase-activating G protein-coupled receptor signaling pathway; inflammatory response. The record is from RefSeq and is a predicted model, not a curated record. The transcript is spliced from 3 exons. Gene Ontology annotation, molecular function: prostaglandin F receptor activity; thromboxane receptor activity. NCBI's taxonomy places the organism in Eukaryota, Metazoa, Chordata, Actinopteri, Salmoniformes, Salmonidae.